CCCCGCCCCCGCCCCGCGGAGCCGCAGGCGGGGCCGCGUGUGUUCGAGCGGCCGCCGCGGUGGGCUCAGGCCCGGGGUCGCCUCCGCGCCGGGGUGUGGCUCCGGGUCGGGCUUCGAGUGCCGGGAGCCCCGCGCACUCCCCGCGCCGGGAGCGGCCUCCAGACGCGACCGCGCAGACGCGGAGAACUCGGCUGUCCCUCGUGCCGAAGGAGGGAGUGUUGAUGUCUGCGCCACGGUCACCUGCACAGCGGCGGCUGCAGGCGUCAGGGAGAACGCAGGUCUGCGGCCCCCGAGGGAGGGGACUGCCCUCUGUCCCCAGGUGUGGUCAGCAUGGGCCCCGUGGGCAAGCAGAACCCCUCAUCUCUGCCGGUCCCCACGGGAGGGUCCUGCCUCAUCCUCUUCUUCUGCCUGCGCCUGGGCGCGUCCUGCCCGCAGAGCUGCCAGUGCCCUGAGCACGCCGGGGCCCUGGCGGUCCACUGCAGCGCGAGGGGCCUGCAGGAGAUCCCCAAGGACAUCCCCACCAACGCUGUGCUUCUGAAGCUUGAUGCCAACCAGCUCAGCCACAUCCCUAACGGGGCCUUCCAGCACCUGCACCAGCUGAGGGAGCUGGACUUGUCCCAGAACAUCAUCGAGACCAUCAGCCCCGCCGCCUUCUCGGGCCUGGCCGGGGGCCUGCGGCUGCUGGACCUGUCCCGUAACCGCAUCCGCAGGAUUCCCAAGGACGCCCUGGGCAAGCUCAGCGCCAAGGUCCGCCUUUCCCACAACCCCCUGCACUGCGAGUGUGCGUUGCAGGAGGCCCUGUGGGAGCUCAAGCUGGACCCUGAGUCCGUGGACGAGAUCGCCUGCCACACGGCCGCGCAGGAGGAGUUCGUGGGGAAGCCGCUGAUCCAGGCUCUGGACUCCGGGGUCAGCUUCUGCGGCACCCACCACAAGACCACGGACGUGGCCAUGCUGGUCACCAUGUUCGGCUGGUUCACCAUGGUGAUCACCUACGUCGUGUACUACGUGCGCCAGAACCAGGAGGAUGCCAGGCGGCACCUGGAGUACCUGAAGUCCCUGCCCAGCGCCCCCGUGUCCAAGGACCCCACCGGCCCUGUGCCCUAGUGCCCGCUGGACAAAGCAGAGCAGCACCUACCUGUCCCGUGUCACUUCCGUAGCAGGUGACGGCUGACCCGCGCUCUUUGGACCCCGAGCGGUGGGUCCUCACAGCCCCCUCCCCCCCACAGAGCCCUCGCCUGCGUUGCACUGAAGUUACUGCGCCCCCCAUCAAGCCCAAAACAUGACCAUCGGGCCCUUGCAUGGGCCAGGAAGCCAGAGCUUGGAGAAGCGGUGUUGCCCACAGCCACAGUCAGGCAGUGACCCCGUAGGGACUUGAAACCAGGUCGUCUGUCAAUGACAUUCCAUGUCCCUUGCUCUCUGCCGGCCUCAUCCGUGUGGCGCCUGGAGGGUGUGAGUUGCACUCCCAGAAGCAAGGCUCCGGUCUACGCGCGUGAGGUCAGCCCGCAGACGGCAGGGUGUAGACUUCUCUGCGGAAGGCAGAACUGACUUAGCUUGUCCCCCGGGUAGUACUACCGGAACGCAUGUGACCGCAGAACUCUUUCCAGAGCAAAGUAGCAGACACCAGGUUUCUCUCGAGAGGACAGGAGGACAGCUGUUCGGCGUGUCCGGGCCGGUCAGCGGGACGUUGCCUUUCCUCCAGCAACGGGAAGUCUCUGCCUAGCUCCCGGCCCGCCUCCCCGCCUCCAUCCGUCUUCACCUCGGCCCCCCCGGAACCGCAGAGCUAACUCACACUCCCUCAGCCGUGCCCCUUGUCGUUCAGGGUACACGUUACCUGCACUUACGUAACGCGAGCCGUCUUUCUAGUUUUAUUUUUUGAUGUCUUUUGUAAGAGUACUUAUUUUUAAAUUGCUUCAGGUAUGUGGGGGGAGCGCGAAUAGGGAGGGAUUGCCUGAACUGAAGGUGCGCAGGUUCCAAGCCUCGGGAAGCUGAUGCUUAGAAGGAAUUACAGCAGAGGGUGGUUUGCACCUGGAGGGCGUCCCGUGACCUCAAGUGGGCCUUGAACGCAGAUCCCACCGUGCCACGAUUCGGAGAUCCAGACCGCACAGCUGACGCCUAGAGGCCCAUCCACACAAGGUCCUGAUUUUUCCAGUGAUGCCCCCCAAUACCUCCCACAGGCUAGCAGCCUGCUUCUGCGCCCACCGCCCAAGCCGGGGGUGCGGGGAUGGAAGGCGGGGCCUUAGCUCUGGGGCGGGGGCACCUGUCCUCCUGCCCGGAAGCUCACCAUUUCCUCUUACGCCGGAAUCAGCCCAGAGCCUGGGUUCCCCCCAAUGCAGGCUCUUCGUGGUGGAUGGGUGUAUGGGGAGUGUGGGGUGACGCUGCCCCUUUCCGAGGACCCCGGACACGCCAGGGCUGCCGGGCCCUCCUGGCCCUUCUGGGAUCACCCUUCACGGGGACGCAUCCCAGAGUGGACACCUCCUUCCAGGAAACCCCCCCAGGUCCCUAAACUCCAGGACCACGGAGCUCCUUCCUGGUCAUGGAGCUCACAGCCCUGGUUCCGGGGGGCCCUCUGCUCUCCCCUUUCCCCCUCCCUUUCUCUCCCCUUGAGGGACGCCUCAGGACGACACCCCAGCUGGGCCCAGCCCCUUCCUUGCUGCCCCGUGUGGGCGCAUAUCCCUGGAUGCCCCCAUGGGCCCCACAGCAGACUCAGCCUGCACCCCGGCCCUGAAAUCUGUAGAGACUGGUGGGGGGGUGGGGGCGGUCAACCUGGCCUCAUGGACAGAAUCAGUGUUGACGGUGUCAGGUAUGGGACAAAGAGGGUUCCUGUCCGUCGGGGUGGGGGCUCACAGCCCUAUGGGACAUGGGUGGCCCCUGACUCUCACUGUGAUCUGAAUGGGGACUCUCAGAGCACUUUAUACAGAGACACAGCCUGGGCUGCUGAGCGCCCUGGCCACGGGAGGUAACGCUUCACAGGUCAGGGGUCAGGGCAGGGUGACUUUGGGGCUCCCCAUGGGGCAGAGAGCUGGAACAGCCACCCCUGCUUGGGGGGUGACAGGACCUCCCUUCCUUCCCAUGGGGGUCGGUGGUGGCACUCUGGCUUCGAGGGAGACCUCAGGGCCAGCGUGGGGAAGAGGGCCAGGGAGGGGCUGGUAGAACCCGGUGGGGGCCUGGUCGCCCAGCCCAGCUGGUCUGGUUGGGCUGCUCCCUCGGUCCCCAGUCUCUCCACUGGUGCUCCUGGUAUCAAGAGUCCCACCCCAGACCCUGACCCUGACCCUGACCCUGACCCUAGGAGGGUGCCUCCUGGCACCCCAGCCUCCCUCCUCUUCGGGUUUUGGGGUCACUCCCACGGGUGGCCCAGUGUAAGGGAUGGGCCAUCCUGGCACUCAGGGGCUCUCCGUGCUGGGUGGGGGGGCGGCUCCCAGCUCUGCUCCUGAAGCCCUUCCCAGGCCACUCCCGGGAACUGCUUGCGGGCUGUAGGAGGCAGGACUAGGGGCGCUGGCCCCUGUGGACAUGGAACAGCUUCCCUUGUUCACCCUGCCCUACAGCCUGGGACCCAGGGGCCACCUCCCCCCGCGGGGCCACCCGUCCCCAGCUUGGCCUGUAGCGGGGCAGGGGGGACAGUUUUAAAGUGGAUGUGAGUUUGAGGAAGUCUGGCCUGCAUGUGUUUCCUAAUGGACAGCGGCUGCGGGUAGGAGACGAGGGAGUCCGGUGGUUAAAGGGAGGGUCAGCCACAGGCGCAGCCCAGGGGUGGCUAGCAUUCCCACGAGGGUCUAAGGCCUGUGUGCAGGGGGGCUGGAGUGGGGCUGGGCCGAACUGCAGAGCUCUGCCCAGGGCCAGGAGAAGGCCAUCUGCAAAGUCAAGCCAGGGUGCGAGGUGCGCUCUCCUGAGAGUUCUGAGCAGCACAGCGGGGCCCUGGCCACAGGCACUGGGAGCCCCUUGGUGGGCCGUGCACCGGCCCUGCCUGCCUGGCUGGCUGGUUGGCUCCCCGGCUCUGGCAGUGCGCUCCGCACGACGCAUGAUCCUGGACGGGUCCCCUGGGGAGGAGGCGGGGCUGCUCGGGCAGUCCCCGGCAGAGAUGGACCGUCCUGGAGUGGUGGGAGCUCCCAGCGCAAGCAGGAGCCUGGCGUGGUUUCUGGAGCCAUCUUCCCGGAAGCUGGGUCUCAGGUCUGACCCACUGUCCUCCCCCUGCCCCUGAACUCUCAGUAAACCUCGCUGUGCUUAA
Mustela lutreola (European mink) is the source of this 4219-nucleotide messenger RNA. RefSeq names its product leucine rich repeat containing 3 (gene LRRC3). Gene Ontology annotation, molecular function: protein binding. The transcript has 3 exons. Gene Ontology annotation, cellular component: plasma membrane. The record is from RefSeq and is a predicted model, not a curated record. Lineage: Eukaryota; Metazoa; Chordata; Mammalia; Carnivora; Mustelidae. The coding region runs from base 331 to 1104 and encodes 257 amino acids.